Monodelphis domestica (gray short-tailed opossum) is the source of this 2379-nucleotide messenger RNA. The record is from RefSeq and is a predicted model, not a curated record. NCBI's taxonomy places the organism in Eukaryota, Metazoa, Chordata, Mammalia, Didelphimorphia, Didelphidae.
AAAUGUGAAAUUUAGAGGAGGUGACACAAGAGAAAAAAAAUUCUUUAAAAAGAGGACAAAAGGCCAGAAGAGAUAUAUUCAAUUUGAGUUUCUAGUUGGAUGAAGGAUCUCUGACUCAGAGUUGGACUGGAGACAGACACUUGAGGAGCAAAUGGAAGACAAACACCCAGACUUCUUUUCAUUUAGAUGGUCAUUGUUGGUGAGUGAAAGACUGACAGUGACCCUGCCUUUCUAGAGGCGUGAAGCCUCUAGGAAAGGCCCAUCAUAUUGAAACUCUCUUCCCCUGGCUGAGGUUUAUAAAUUUCUGACUGGCUCAAAGGAAGCCAGAGUCUUCUCUCUCUCUUUCCUCUAUUGUAAAUAAACUACUACAAAUUAAUUUUACUUUAGUAAUUCAUUUUGGAAUUUAGAAAUUGAAUCCCUGGCAAUAACCUAUAUAAAUAUUCAAAGUCCAACCACAAAUAAAUUUAACAGUGUCCAUUGUUUACCCAAGAGAGCUGUGUCCCAGGAUGCACAUUCAAGUUUAUACUCCUUUAUUAUUCUUGCCAUUUCUUUUGGUUUCAAAGAAGUCUUGAAUUCAUUUGAGAUCUUAGGAGUUACACCUUCUAGUAUUCAAGGUCUGUUCUAAAAAAAAUGUACCCUGAUUGGAGAAGGGGAACUGGCUUUUCCCCUUGGACCUAGGAGUCACAUAUCCUCAUAUUCCUGGGAGCUCAGACUUAAAAGGCAGCAGCUUUGCUGGGUGGGAAAACCUCAGUCCUCUUAUUUGCCUGGUUUCUUUCUAUAUCUUUCUAUAUCAAGAGCUUUUAUCAAACUCUUAAUAUAUGUAUGGUUCCAUGUUAUGGUCAUGUUCUGUUGAAACAACUAGGUUUCCUACUGCAUAAAUCUCCAGUAUAAUUUAUCUUUAGAAAUUGUUGUAAGGACCGAGGUAGCUACGAGUCCCAAAAUGCCGGAUUACCUAGGCGCUGAUCAGCGGAAAACCAAAGAAGAGGAGAAGGAUGAUAAACCCAUCCGAGCACUGGAUGAAGGUGAUAUUGCCUUGUUGAAAACUUACGGCCAGAGUACUUAUUCUAGACAGAUCAAGCAAGUAGAAGAUGAUAUCCAGCAACUUCUUAAGAAAAUCAAUGAGCUCACUGGCAUUAAAGAGUCAGAUACUGGCUUGGCUCCCCCAGCUCUUUGGGAUUUGGCUGCAGAUAAACAGACCCUUCAGAGUGAACAGCCCCUGCAGGUUGCGAGGUGUACAAAGAUAAUCAAUGCUGAUUCAGAGGACCCAAAAUACAUUAUCAACGUGAAACAGUUUGCCAAAUUUGUGGUGGACCUUAGUGAUCAGGUAGCACCCACUGACAUUGAAGAAGGAAUGAGAGUUGGUGUGGACAGAAAUAAGUAUCAAAUUCAUAUUCCUCUGUCUCCCAAGAUUGACCCAACAGUUACCAUGAUGUAAGUGGAAGAAAAACCUGAUGUCACAUACAGUGAUGUUGGUGGUUGCAAAGAACAGAUUGAGAAGCUACGAGAGGUGGUUGAAACUCCACUGCUUCAUCCAGAGAGGUUUGUUAACCUUGGUAUUGAACCCCCAAAAGGUGUGCUUCUUUUUGGUCCCCCAGGCACGGGCAAGACUCUUUGUGCUCGUGCUGUUGCAAACAGAACAGAUGCCUGCUUCAUCCGAGUUAUUGGAUCUGAACUUGUGCAGAAAUAUGUUGGAGAGGGGGCCCGAAUGGUCCGUGAGCUCUUUGAAAUGGCUAGAACCAAAAAGGCCUGCCUUAUAUUCUUUGAUGAAAUUGAUGCUAUUGGAGGUGCUCGUUUUGAUGUUGGAGCUGGGGGUGACAAUGAAGUACAGAGAACCAUGUUGGAACUUAUCAAUCAGUUGGAUGGAUUUGAUCCUUGAGGUAAUAUUAAAGUACUAAUGGCUACCAACAGACCUGAUACUUUGGACCCAGCAUUAAUGAGGCCCGGGAGACUGGAUCGAAAGAUUGAAUUUAGCUUACCUGAUCUGGAGGGUCGGACACAUAUUUUCAAGAUUCAUGCUCGUUCAAUGAGUGUUGAAAGAGAUAUAAGAUUUGAGUUGUUAGCACGGCUGUGUCCCAAUAGCACUGGUGCUGAAAUUAGAAGUGUUUGCACUGAAGCAGGGAUGUUUGCCAUCAGAGCACGACGAAAAAUUGCCACUGAGAAAGAUUUCUUGGAAGCUGUGAAUAAGGUCAUUAAGUCAUAUGCCAAAUUCAGUGCUACUCCUCGUUACAUGACAUACAACUAAUCACUGGAAAUUUCCAAAGUAAAUUGCUUCUCAAUUGGAAUAACUUGUUCUUAUAAAGAAAAAUUUCAGUUACAUAGACUUGUUUAACCAUCAUAAUUAGUGCUUAAUAAACAAAUAAACUUAAAAAAAAAAAGAAA